Messenger RNA from Gastrolobium bilobum, 1476 nucleotides. RefSeq names its product protein FAR1-RELATED SEQUENCE 5-like. Gene Ontology annotation, biological process: regulation of DNA-templated transcription. The record is from RefSeq and is a predicted model, not a curated record. Gene Ontology annotation, molecular function: zinc ion binding. The transcript is spliced from 4 exons. Bases 1 to 1476 code for a protein of 491 amino acids. NCBI's taxonomy places the organism in Eukaryota, Viridiplantae, Streptophyta, Magnoliopsida, Fabales, Fabaceae.
AUGUUUGACAAGUCUCCUGUUGCUAUUAUCACUGAUCAAGAUAAAGCCAUGAGAAAAGCAAUUGCCAAGAUAUUUCCAGAAGCACGACAUCGUUUUUGCGCCUGGCAUAUAAAGAAACAUGUUAUGGAGCAUAGUCAAGCACUACGCGCACAAUUUAAAGAUGGUUUUGAUGUUGACUUCCGUGCAUGGUAUAAAAGUCGCAACAUUGAUGAGUUUGAAGGCAAAUGGGAAGUAUUGAGGACUAAAUAUGUUAUUAAGACAGAUAGUUGGCUGGCUAACAUGUAUGCUUCAUGUCAUCAUUGGGCAAAGGCAUACUUGAAAGAUACCUUUUUUGCUGGAAUGACCACAAGUGGCCGAAGUGAGAGCAUCAAUGCAUUUUUUGAUGGAUAUGUCAACUCUAAUACAAUGUUAAAUGAUUAUGUUAUCCAGUAUGACAAAGCAAUCAAAUCUAGGAGGGAUGCAGAGGAAGAUGAGGAUUUCAAAACUAGAAAUACAAAAGCAGUUUUGGAGACUAAUCAUCCUAUUGAAGAAAUAGCUAGAGAAUGGUACACAAGAAAAUUAUUUGAAAUUUUUAAAAAGGAGUGGAAGGCUGCCAUACUUGAUUAUUUUCAUGAAAAGAUUGCAACGAAGGAAAACCUUAUCAUGUAUCGAGUGGGGUCUCGUGAAGUUGAUAAAGAAAGGUGGGUAAUUGUCGAGUAUCAUUUGACAGAAAGCUUCACAGCUCAAUGUUCAUGUGCAAAGUUUGAGACUAUGAGGAUUUUGUGUAAACAUAUUCUAUACAUUAUGAAGAAGAAACAAAUAAUGACCCUUCCUAAAAAAUAUAUCUUGUCUAGAUGGACUAUGAAUGCAAGCUAUAAGGCUGAAAAUCUUGUAUCCAUUCAUGAUGAAACAAAUCCUAAUGAAAUUAGUGCAUUGGCUUUGUGGUCGAUUCAUUCGAAGUGCACUAUGGCUAUUUCUGAAGCACGAGAUUCUAUUUUUGAGAUUAAAAGGUUUGAUGUUAUGGUUGCUGAAUUUUUGCAACAACAGUUGGAAAGAAAAAGAAAGAGAGGUGAAGAUAAACAAAUUACCCAAAUGAUUCCACAAACUUCAUUCAUUAAUGAUGUGCGUGAUCUACUCAACCAGUCAAAACUAAAGGGCGUCCAAAGAUGGAAGUUGCAGGAGAGAAGCAAAAAGAAUAGUUGCGAUUGCACAUAUUUCAUGAAAAAAUUCUGGGACACUGCUGGUUGGAGAAGUAAAUACUAUAAGCACUAUGGGUUUCAAAUGUACAUGGAGAAUUUUUUUGUUGGUGAUUUUGCGAUUGAGGAACUUAGACAUGCACGACCACUGUUAGAAGAUUAUGCGAAUGAGGAACUUAUUGAUCCAAGGUUGGGAAGUCACUAUUCAAAACAUGAAGGAGCUGAGGCUAUCAAAUUCUUCUAUCUGGAAACAACUAUUACUGCAAGCUUGUUUAAUCUACAAUUUAGUUUCUUGAUGUAA